AUGGUUGACGCCGGGAGCAGCGCCGAUGUCAUAUUCUGGGAAGCAUUUGAGCAGCUCGGAUUAGACAAAACACUCAUCCAUCCCAGCAGAGCCCCCUUGACGGCCUUUGAAGGUUCCGAAGUAUGGCCUGUGGGCGAGAUUUCAUUACCAGUGACGACUGGAGGGAAAACUGUGGAGGUCGAUUUCGUCAUUGUCAAAAAGUCAUCGGCCUACAAUGCCAUCCUAGGCAGGGAUUGGCUCCAUAGGAUGGGAGCCGAGGCUUCAACUAGGUGUCAGGUACUCAAGUUUAUUUCCGAUGACGGCCAGCAGGUGAUAUCGGUUCGAGGCGAUCAACUGCUCUCCAAGAAGUUGUAUGCCAUGGAAAUCAAACGCUCUCCGCCGCCAAAGAAGGAAGAUGAGGAGCUUGAACCCGAACCAGUGACCACUGAGCCACUUCGGGAAAAAGCCCUCGACGCUUCUGGCGAGAGGAAGGUACUGGUAGGCACCCUCCAAACUGAAGAGGAACAAGCUCGUUUAUUGCAAUUCCUGAGUGAAAAUCAGGAUGUGUUUGCAUGGUCACACAAGGAUAUGCCUGGGAUCGACCCGGGUGUCGCAUGUCACAAGUUAAAUAUAGACCCAAGCUUCAAGCCUUACAGGCAGCGUCAACGACGUUUCGCCCCCGAGAGGAAUAAGAUUAUCAGUGACGAGAUUGACCGCCUCCUUGAGGUAGGCUUUAUACGUGAAGUGUGGUGCCCAACUUGGGUCUCAAACGUGGUGGUAGUAAGAAAGAAGAAUGGAAAAUGGAGAGUGUGUGUAGAUUAUUCGAAUCUAAAUAAGGCAUGCCCUAAAGAUUGUUAUCCGCUCCCCAAGAUUGACCAACUCGUGAACGUGACUGCCGGGUGUGAGCGUCUAUCUUUCUUGGAUGCAUAUUCCGGUUAUAACCAGAUACCUAUGGCCCCUGAAGAUCAAGAGAAAACAUCGUUCAUUUCAGAACGAGGCCGGUAUUGCUAUACAGUCAUGCCGUUCGGCCUCACCAACGCCGGUGCGACUUAUCAGAGGCUCGUCAAUCGAAUGUUCAAAGAUUUACUUGGGAAAACCAUGGAAGUUUACAUCGAUGAUAUGGUGGUUAAAAGCAAGCAUCGGAAGAAUCACAUAGAGCAUUUACAGGAAGCAUUCGAGAUACUAAGGCAGUAUGGCAUGAGGCUCAACCCGACCAAAUGCGCGUUUGGGGUAUCAUCAGGACAGUUUUUGGGACAUCUUGUGAGUAAAAGGGGGAUUGAGCCGAACCCAGAGAAGGUCGAAGCCAUCGCGCAAAUGCGCGACCCAGAGACGAAAGAGGAUAUACAAGUACAGUUUCUCUCUGUGCCCCGCGAUGGAGAGCCCCUCUGCGUUUACUUGGCAAUAUCAGAUGUGGCAACCAGCGCCGCUUUGUUCAGGGAAGAGGGAUAUCGGCAAGAACCCAUAGCCUAUAUGAGCCACAGCCUCCUGGAUGCCGAAACAAGGUACUCCUCGUCUGAAAAAGUAAUCCUCGCCCUGGUUACGGCAAAAAGGAAGUUGCGACAAUACUUCAAGGGGCAUAGCAUCACAGUAUACACCAAUUUGCCGAUUCGUGCCAUCCUGUCAAAACCAGACACAUCUGGAAGAAUGGCCAAAUGGGCAAUCGAGCUAAGUGAAUUCGACAUUACAUAUAAGCCAAGGUCGGCGCUCAAGGGUCAGGCAUUAGCAGAUUUCUUGGUUGAGGGUCACUUCCCAGCAUCGAUCCUUGAGAUCUCGUGGCAGGACCCAUUUUGGGAGAUGCACGUCGACGGUGCAUCCAAUUUCUCAGGAGCUGGGGCAGGCAUUUUACUUCAAAGUUCCGAGGAUGUAUAUUCCGACUCACAACUAGUUGUCAACUUGUCUAAUGACGACUACGCCGCCAGGGACAGACGUAUGUCUAGUUACCAAGACUUGGUUCGAGAUUUGAUGCGCAAAUUCGAGCAACUUUCACUGGUCAAAGUACCUCGUGAGAAGAAUUCCUGUGCGGAUGAGUUGACUAAGGCCGCUUCAGGUUGCACGGAGGUCAUCAACAUCGUUAAGAUCGAGGUGCUCGAAGGACCAAGCAUUGAAGGGAACAAGUUGCGACGACAAGUCAUGGCGGUCGACUCAAUUCCGAAUGACUGGAGAGGUCAAAUUGUGAAUUACCUUGAAUUUGGCAUACAACCAGACGAUCCAAUUGAGGCCAGAAAACUCAGCAUGAAGGCUGUACGAUACCUAGUUGUCGAGGACGAACUUUUUAAACGCUCAUUUUCCGGACCCCACCUUCGAUGCCUGGGACCUUCUCAGGCAAGACUCGUCCUUGAAGAAAUUCACGAAGGGUCAUGCGGGGCACACCUCGGCGGCAGGACCCUUGCUCAUAAGAUACUCUCUCAGGGAUACUAUUGGCCAUAUCUCUCGCGGGAGGCCGAACAAUAUGCUAAGAAAUGCCAGCAAUGCCAACGGCACGCUCCAGUAAGCCAUUCGCCUGCCGAAGAGCUUCAUGCAUUAUCCGGCCCAUGGCCUUUCGCCAGAUGGGGCAUGGAUAUAGUCGGCCCCUUACCAACGGCACCAGAAGGAUUCAAGUACGCGCUACUUGCUACUGACUAUCACACGAAAUGGGUCGAAGCAGAUUCAUAUGCCACAAUAACGGGAGAGACCGUGGCAACAUUCACAUGGAGGAACAUUAUAUGUCGAUUCGGUAUCCCGCGUUACCCACAGGGUAACGGUCAAGCCGAAAUAACAAAUCGUACUAUUUUCGACGGAGUCAAGCGGCGAUUGGAGCGUAAACAAGGCAAAUGGAGUGAGGAGUUGCAACAUGUUCUUUGGGCCUAUCGCACCACACGUCAGAAGCCAACCGAUGAAACUCCGUAUGCCUUGACUUAUGGUAUGGAGGUUGUCAUCCCUACUGAAAUCAUUCUCCCUACAGUCAGAACUCUUACCGUUGAAAAGGGAGAUAACGAGGAGCAAAUAGCAAGGCAUCUGGAUCUCCUCGAUGAAAGGCAAGAAGCCGCCGCCAUUCACCUUGCCAAUUAUCAGAAUCAAGUGGCAAGAUAUUUCAACAAAGGUGUCCAGCCGCGCGCGUUCCGGGUGGGAGAAUUUGUUCUGAAAAGGGUGGUCGAGGAUAUCAAAGACCACGGCGCGGGCAAAUUCAAACCUGUUUGGGAAGGGCCUUACGAGAUAACUGAAGUCUACAGCAAGGGGGCAUACCGACUCCGGAAUAUAGACACUGAAUGUGCACUACCCCGCCCGUGGAAUGCUAUCUAUUUGAAAAAAUAUUACAGUUAA
This is a messenger RNA of Rosa chinensis, 3279 nucleotides long. RefSeq lists its product as uncharacterized. NCBI's taxonomy places the organism in Eukaryota, Viridiplantae, Streptophyta, Magnoliopsida, Rosales, Rosaceae. Bases 1 to 3279 code for a protein of 1092 amino acids. Gene Ontology annotation, molecular function: nucleic acid binding; RNA-DNA hybrid ribonuclease activity. The record is from RefSeq and is a predicted model, not a curated record. The transcript is spliced from 5 exons.